Molecule: messenger RNA, 624 nt
Organism: Tinamus guttatus (white-throated tinamou)
Lineage: Eukaryota; Metazoa; Chordata; Aves; Tinamiformes; Tinamidae
Source: RefSeq, a predicted model, not a curated record
AUGGCUCACCCCAUCGCUUGGCCCUUGUUCACCCCGUCGCUCACCCCAUUGCUCACCCCAUCGCUCACCCCAUCGCUCACCCCAUCGCUCACCCCAUCGCUCACCCCAUCGCUCACCCCAUCGCUCACCCCAUCGCUCACCCCAUCGCUCACCCCAUCGCUCACCCCAUCGCUCACCCCAUCGCUCACCCCAUCGCUCACCCCAUCGCUCACCCCAUCGCUCACCCCAUCGCUCACCCCAUCGCUCACCCCAUCGCUCACCUGCUCCUCAGCCAGCCCCGGGCCAUCUCGAGGAGCAGGACCGGCACCGCAGAGGAUGCAAAGGCCCUGCCUGCUCCCCCAGCCCCGCAGGUCACCGGCCCCGUCCUGCUCCGCGCCGGCCGCCCGCAGCUCGUGCUGGCGCCGGGCUGCUUUUCCUGCGCAGUUCACUGCCAGGGCCGCCUCCCCUCAAAUUCAAUUUUUUCCCUUUCCCGAGUACAUUGCAUCCCGCUCCUUCCCCGUCACACGGCUCCGGCACCGCUUCAAUUGGAUUCCAAAAAUAACCGCGCUCCUCGCACGCUCGUGCUAUUAUCCGCCGCGCGCGCGGGCAGGCGCCGGGUCAUUCCAUUAUCCGGGCAGGAGAUAA